Messenger RNA from Durio zibethinus, 2399 nucleotides. Its product is annotated as serine carboxypeptidase-like 40. Gene Ontology annotation, biological process: proteolysis. Gene Ontology annotation, cellular component: vacuole. Lineage: Eukaryota; Viridiplantae; Streptophyta; Magnoliopsida; Malvales; Malvaceae. The record is from RefSeq and is a predicted model, not a curated record. Gene Ontology annotation, molecular function: serine-type carboxypeptidase activity.
AGAUUGUUUCGUUGAAAAAAAUGGAAAAGAAAAUUUGACUCAAACCAAGCUUAGCUAGCUGCCUUGCUGUUUGCUGAAAUCUUAUUCAUUUAAAACAAUUAUUCUUCACAAUUUGAAGUAAAACAGCCCGCUUUUGGACCUAAAACUAUCAGCCACAGCCUUCUCUUUCUGUCAUUGUUUUUUUCCCACAGAAAGUAAGAGAAAACACAAUGGAGAAAAACUCUUUUCUCCUUCUUGCUGUCUUCCUCAUUUUAAUUUCAUGUAUGGUAGCUCCAAAUCAUGGCAAGAAGCAAACGCUAGCUCUUGGCCAUCUUUACAAGACCAAAAUGAAGGGAAGUUCUGGCAUUAAUCAGAGUCCUUUCAAGGCAAUUCACCACAUAAACAAGAGCAGGGUUCAUCCACAGGAGGGAAUGAAUGAGAAGGAUAGAAUUGAAAAGUUGCCUGGACAACCUCAUGUCCAAUUUUCACAGUAUGGUGGCUGUGUAACAGUUGAUAAAUCAGCAGGUCGUGCGCUUUAUUACUAUUUCGUCGAAGCUCAGCAUUUUAAGAAGUCUUUGCCUGUUCUUCUUUGGCUUAAUGGAGGCCCAGGCUGUUCAUCUCUAGCCUAUGGAGCAAUGGAAGAGCUUGGACCCUUUCGAGUUCAUAGCAAUGGAAAAACACUAUACAAAAAUAAAUACUCAUGGAACUAUGCUGCAAAUGUUUUGUUUCUGGAGUCUCCUGCUGGUGUAGGAUUUUCGUACUCCAACACAACAUCAGAUUAUGAUGAGAGUGGUGAUAGUAAAACAGCUGCUGAUAAUUAUGUGUUCUUGUUAAAUUGGUUGGAAAGGUUUCCUGAAUACAAAAGCAGGGAUUUUUAUAUAUCUGGUGAAGGCUAUGCGGGGCAUUAUGUCCCUCAACUUGCACAUACCAUUCACCAACACAACAAUAAGGCUAACAAGACCCUUAUCAAUCUCGAAGGAAUUAUAAUUGGAAAUGCUGUGAUCAAUAAUGAAACUGAUGUCAAAGGAAUAUAUGAUUACUUUGAGGGCCAUGCUCUCAUUUCAGAUGAAAUUGCGUACAGGAUUCACAAAUAAUGUAAUUUUGCAUCCGAGAACAGCUCAGAGUCCGGUGAGUGCAAUGGAGCCACUGAUGACGCGGACAGGGGUGUUUACUACAUCGAUAUUUACAAUAUCUAUGCCCCCUUAUGCAACGAUUCCAGUCUCACAAUCCAGCCCAAGAAGCCUUCUGUGAUGAAUUUUGAUCCAUGCAGCGACUAUUACGUAUAUGCUUAUCUAAACAGGGCUGAUGUUCAAGAGGCCAUGCACGCUAAUGUAACAAAACUGGACCAUUAUUGGGAAGCCUGCAGCGACAUCAUAAAAAAAUGGGGAGAUAGCCCUUCAACAAUCAUUCCCCUUCUACGGGAGUUAAUGGCUGACGGAAUCAGAGUGUGGAUUUUUAGUGGUGAUACAGAUGGAAGGAUACCAGUUACUUCAACCAAGUACUCCAUUAAUAAGAUGAAACUUCCAGUUAAAACAAAGUGGCAUCCUUGGUACCUUGAUGGAGAGGUUGGUGGUUAUACUCAGGUAUACACGGGAGAUUUAACAUUUGCUUCCGUAAGAGGGGCAGGGCACCAAGUGCCAAGCUUUCAACCAAAGAGGGCUCUUUCACUGAUCCAGCACUUUCUUGCUGGCACUCCUCUUCCAGAUACCUCAAAAUAUACCUGAUUUUCUCUUGACAUUUUAGGGUCUUUCAUUGUUUCAUCAAGAAUUUUAAUUAGCGUUCUGGAAAGUUGUUUAUUAUAUCACGGAUGCUAUUUUGUCUGCAAAGUAACGGAAACCGGAAAAAAAAAUACAAAUGGUCAUUCUAAAAAUUAUUAUUCAAUGAAAAUUUUUGGUUUAAUCAAUCAAAUUGCAUAACUAGGUUACAGAACAAUUAAUUUAAUUAAAUGGAACUUAUUAAAUUGGUUGCAUCAACUGUAAUGUAAGUUAAGUGCCGUAAGAGAUUUUAGAGUUGGGAUCUCCGCAGUUAAAAUAGAAUAUAUAUGUGUGAGCAGGAAACCAAUCUAGGGAAAGAACACAAAUUUUGGACAUGAUUCAAAUUGCAGUUUCUUCAGAGAUGUGAUGUGUAGCCAUGCAUCUGAAACAAGGACACAAGGUUUCUCCGGAUUACUACGUUAAACAAAUCCCAAUGUACACAUAAGGAUGUCAAUCCAAUGCAUUUGUAAAUAACAAGAAUUUUAAAUAUUUUUGGAAACUGUACAAUUCAUUCCCUUAGACACAUUAGCUCCCGUAUACUACUGGUUCUGGAUAUUAUUAGAGAUCAUAGGCCAACAAUGCUUCCAAAGAUCUCUUUUUUGCAGUCUUCAAUGAUUGAUACAGAAGGAGAUGGGAAAGCCACAAAUGAACCUUUUUGUUAGGAUA